Molecule: messenger RNA, 617 nt
Organism: Nicotiana tabacum (common tobacco)
Lineage: Eukaryota; Viridiplantae; Streptophyta; Magnoliopsida; Solanales; Solanaceae
Product: CASP-like protein PIMP1
Source: RefSeq, a predicted model, not a curated record
UCUAUUGUCAAGAAUUCUUUCACUUUGUAGCUUGGCAACAUCUAUCACAAUCCUCACCACUGCUUCCUCUGAUAUGACUGUUUCUUCCUUAUUUCACAAAGAUGUUGAAGUCAAAUUUGGCUUUUCUGAUUUCUAUGCUUAUCGUUACAUGCUUGCUUGUGCUGCUGCUGGAUUUGUGUAUUCUCUCCUACAAACAGCAUUUGCAAUAAUCCAAGUGAAGACUGGAGAUUGCGUCUGUGAUAAACUCAUUCACUUUGACGUAUAUGCUGAUAAGAUAAUGUCGAUGAUAGUGGGUACGGGUGCAGCCGCAGGGUUUGGUUUAACGGUGGAUUUGAAUUAUUUGCCUAAUCGUGCAAUGAUCACCGUUGAUUUUCUAAACAAAGAAAACGUAGCUGCUAGCUUUUGUCUCGGUGGAUUUGUAUGCACAAUGAUUUCAUCGUUUAUAUCGUUAAAAAUCUUUAAGGAUGAUUACUUGUAUGAAUGCUAGUUAAUUAGCUAGUUAAAUUAAAAAUACGGUCAUUAAAUUUCCUCCUUUUGUUUUAAUUUCUUUUGUCGGCCUUCUUAGAUUUUGUAUAACAUCUUCGUGGGAAGAGUAAUUAAUCUUAAUUUAUUUUGUU